Microthlaspi erraticum is the source of this 1359-nucleotide messenger RNA. NCBI's taxonomy places the organism in Eukaryota, Viridiplantae, Streptophyta, Magnoliopsida, Brassicales, Brassicaceae. The record is from the annotation of a GenBank genome assembly.
AUGGCAGGAGACGAAGUUGUCGACGCGGCCGUGGUAGUACGAUCGAAGGAGAUGAGUCCAUCGAUGACAUGUCCCAUGUUGAAUGCAACAAACUAUGCUGUAUGGAUGAUGAAGAUGAAGGUUCUGUUGCGGAUUCAUAAGGUGUGGGAAGCAAUUGAGCCAGGUUCUAUCUCGUUGGAGAAGAACGAUAUAGCUACCGGUUUGAUAUUCCAAUCAAUCCUGGAGUAUCUUGUUCUUCAAGUUGGCGGGAAAGAAACUGCAAAGGAGAUAUGGGAUGCGAUUAAAACCCGCAACCUAGGAGCUGAUCGUGUCAAGGAAGCGAGACUUCAAACCUUAAACGGGGAUUUUGAAAGACUCAAGAUGAAGGACACAGAUACAGUCGAAUACUUUGCUGGGAAGCUAACGGAGAUCGCAUCAAAAUCAGCUUCCCUUGGACAAGUUAUGGAGGAAUCCAAGUUGGUGAAGAAAUUUCUCAAUAGCUUACCAAUGGGCAAGUUCUUUCAAAUCGCUGCAUCUCUAGAACAAAUUCUAGAUUUGAAUACAACAAGCUUUGAAGAUGUCGUUGGAAGACUCAAAGCAUAUGAGGAGCGGAUCCACCAAGGCGAGUAUGGUGGUGCAACUCAAGACAAGUUGUUGUAUGCGAAGUCAGAUGAGCGAGGCGAUACAUCAUCUUCAGAAGGAAAAGAAGGACACUAUGCCUCAAAAUGUCCUACAAGAAAACCGAAGAUUGAAGAAGCAAAUAAAGUGGAGACAGAAGAAGCUGAUUCUGCACUCUAUAUGCAUGAAAUCGUUUUCUUGAAUGAAGAGAAUCUAAUACCGAAGAACUACGAAAUCCAGAGAGGAGAAGAAGGUGUUUGGUAUUUAGAUAAUGGAGCUAGCAAUCACAUGACCAGCGUGAAGGAGUACUUCUCUGAGCUCAAUGAGAAGAUAAAAGGGAAAGUAAAGUUCGGAGAUGGAUCAUGCGUUGAAAUAGGAGGGAAGGGUUCAAUCUUAUUUCAAAGCAAAGCUGGAGAGCAGAAGCUUGUUUCCGAAAUCUACUAUAUCCCUAAUCUCAAGAGCAAUAUUCUGAGUUUGGGACAAGCUACAGAAGCUGGAUGCGAUGUGAGGAUGAGUCAAGAUUAUUUGACGGUUCACGAUCCAAGAGGGAGGCUUUUAGUGAAGGUUAUGCGAUCACCUAAUAGACUUUACAAGCUAAGUUUAAAGAUAGGGAAGCCAAUAUGUUUACACUCAAACAUAGAAGACGACACAUGGAGGUGGCAUGCAAGGUUGGGGCAUAUAAGUGUUGGAACACUUAAAGCUAUUUUCCAACACGAGAUGGCUUAUGGUUUACCAGAAAUCAGAGAAGUCGAGACGUUAUGA